AUGGCGUCGCCUUCUUCUGCAGAUGAUCUGUUUGACAAUCUGCUCAAAACAGAUGCGAAGCGAUUAGAAGAGGAGGAAAGAAUAGCAAGAGAAAAAGAGCGAGAUCAUGCUGCAAAAGCGCAGCAGAGGCUGAAAGAAUUGAUUGUUGACAACUCGACAUUGCCAGUGACCAUCUCCUCUAUUCGGCUUAUUGGCGCGGAGAAGACCAGAAGGUCAUUUCUUGACACGCUUUUCAAUCCCAUAUUGAGCGCAAAUCGCAAUCGUCCGUAUACACUGUCGGAGGCAUUGCAAGAAGUUGGCUCUGCAACAGAUAAACUGCGGCGAUUUGAUAUUUUCCAUGAUGGUGUUUCCAUGUUUGUCGACAAACCUUCCCCUACCGACCCUUCCUCCACUCCCACCGAUAUCGAUAUAUACAUCAAGGCAACCGAACGUGGCCGAAUAGCAUUAAAAACGGGGACUGAUCUUGGGAAUACUGAGGGAUCAGCAUAUGGAAACCUACUGUGGAGGAACAUUUUUGGAGGUGCGGAGUCUUUCAACUUUAAUGCCUCUGCUGGGACACGCACUCGCUCCGCCUAUCAUGGAGUCUUUGAUAUGCCCAUUUCCAGCGAUCCGGACAAACGACUUCAAGUGGACGCCGUUUCUAGUGCCACACUCAAGCCAUGGGCCAAUCAUGAGGAGGUCCUGAAGGGAGCUGGUGCGAAGUACGGAUGGGCGACCAACAGCGGGACGAAACACUCAGUUGGCUAUACACAGACAUGGAGACAAAUCACAAGUCUAGGGCCGAAUGCCUCAGCUACCGUCCGCGCGGAAGCUGGUGAUAGUGUCAAAAGUGCUAUAUCACAUACCUGGAUAGCAGACCGUAGGAAUCACCCUUUCAUUCCAACGGAUGGCUAUCUUAUGAAGACAGUCUCAGAGAUAGCCGGAUGGGGGCCUUUGAGAGGCGAUGUCGCAUUCUGGAAGUCGGAAAUGGAGAGCUCCAAGUCCUUUGCAAUCCCAAUACCUGGCAUUGAGGGAGAUAGCGGGGUCAGCUUCACUACCGGGUUUCGAGCUGGAAUGCUCUAUCCUCUACCUGUCGGCUUUGGAUCGACCUCUCAGCCAUCACGUAUUAAUGACCGUUUUCAACUUGGGGGCCCAACCGACGUGAGGGGGUUCAAGCUGGGAGGUCUCGGUCCAAGAGACGGGCCUGACGCAGUGGGCGGAGAUGUUUUCGCUGCUGGAUCUGCAAACCUGCUAUUCCCAGUUCCACGAGUUGGGAAGGAUACACCCUUGCGCUUUCAAGUGUUCGGUAAUGCUGGCAGACUGCUGGCAUUGAAAGACAAAGGAGGAAAUGUUCAAAAAAGCGUGUACAGCACAGUGGCACAACUGGCUGACGGUGCCCCAAGUCUCUCAGCAGGUGUUGGUCUUGUUUAUGCGCAUCCUGUAGCGCGUUUCGAACUCAACUUCAGCUUACCUGUGGUUGUGAGGACUGGCGAAGAGGCUAGGAAGGGAUUCCAAUUUGGUGUGGGAAUCAACUUUUUGGGGUGA
Molecule: messenger RNA, 1524 nt
Organism: Glarea lozoyensis ATCC 20868
Lineage: Eukaryota; Fungi; Ascomycota; Leotiomycetes; Helotiales; Helotiaceae
Exons: 4
Coding region: 1-1524 (507 amino acids)
Biological process (GO): protein insertion into mitochondrial outer membrane
Cellular component (GO): outer membrane; SAM complex
Source: RefSeq, a predicted model, not a curated record